Messenger RNA from Endocarpon pusillum Z07020, 915 nucleotides. RefSeq lists its product as uncharacterized. The coding region runs from base 1 to 915 and encodes 304 amino acids. The transcript has a single exon. Gene Ontology annotation, cellular component: MIS12/MIND type complex; kinetochore. The record is from RefSeq and is a predicted model, not a curated record. Lineage: Eukaryota; Fungi; Ascomycota; Eurotiomycetes; Verrucariales; Verrucariaceae. Gene Ontology annotation, biological process: mitotic sister chromatid segregation.
AUGACGGAGAUCGAUCAGCUGCCAACCGACCUGCAACCCCACCCGAAUCCACUUCCGAACCCCCACCAUCGAAAAGUCGAACUUCAAUCACCGCUCGACCUGACCUAUCUUCAGGAAAACAUUGCCGCUGCUACAAAGCAAAAACUCGAUCUGAACUUUCCACUCGAUGCUGCAACCAGGCCUACGACUGGAGAAGGAGAUGAAGGAAAGGAUCAGGUGCAGAACAGGGCAGAAGGGAAGGAAGACCCGAUGCGCGUCCGCGUCGCAACACUCGUCAACCAGUUUCUGAACACGACGUUUGACUAUGCAAGCCAUUCGAUAAGCAUCAAUGGCAACGAUGUCCAUACCGCGCUACAAAACCCCUCAUCUGCCUUUCCCAGCACGACCACAAGUUCAAACAUUAUCACCCAUCCGACGACUACAUCCUCCUCAGCCAUAUCCAAUACACAACCUCAGUCACAUCCAGAAGCCGAAAGAGAAGGCGUCCAUUUCUCCUACGAAGCAUACGAUCCUCGUCUCUCCACUAAGCUCGCUUCCUUAUACGCCGAGCUGGAAAGGGAGACCUUGGCCGUGAGUCAACUAAGGAGAACGGCGCCUGCUGAGGGGGCGAGAAUGGUCGGGGAGGCGCUACUUAGAAGCAUCAAAGAGGAUGAGGAGAGGAAUCACACGGAGAGCUUCAGCGACGGGCAGGGUGCUGAAGGAAGGCUGAAACUUGAUCCAUUACCGGAAGGAUGGAGGGAGGAGACCGCUGAGAUGUAUGAGCGGGGUUUGGCAGAUCUGAGGAGGCUUGCUGGCGGGCUGGGCAGUGCGGGUGCCAGGGAUACAUCAUCAUUGCGCAGUCCUGAGGGAGGUAGCUUGACGGAGACAGUGGGGAAAGUGCAGAGAGCUAGGGAUGUUACAAUGGAAUUUGAGUGA